Messenger RNA from Komagataella phaffii GS115, 1080 nucleotides. RefSeq names its product Evolutionarily conserved subunit of the CCR4-NOT complex involved in controlling mRNA initiation. Bases 1 to 1080 code for a protein of 359 amino acids. The record is from RefSeq and is a predicted model, not a curated record. NCBI's taxonomy places the organism in Eukaryota, Fungi, Ascomycota, Pichiomycetes, Pichiales, Pichiaceae. The transcript has a single exon. Gene Ontology annotation, cellular component: P-body; CCR4-NOT core complex; CCR4-NOT complex. Gene Ontology annotation, biological process: negative regulation of translation; mRNA catabolic process.
AUGUAUCCCCAACGACAGGUAUACAAUGAUCCACAAGUACAGUCGCAACUUCCCCAAAGAGGGUUCGGGUAUCCUUCCAACGUUGUCAACUCGGGCUUAACCAGUGACACCGCUCCAAUUCAGACAACUAUGGCGGCAAGUCUUUCUGCAGGCCCUCCAGGAGGUAUUGCAACGAAUAUUCCCGGAGGAGUACCCGCAGGAACAUCAUCAGGGCCUCCUCCAGGAGCCUCUGUGAGUUCUGGUGGAGCUCCUAAUACUAACAAAGCUUUGAAUGAUGAAAAAGUUUACGCAUGGAUUCUGGAGUUGGCCUAUGGUCCGAACAAGGAACAAGCACUUCUAGAACUUGGUAAGAAAAGAGAAUUGUAUGACGAUUUGGCUCUAGUACUUUGGCAUUCAUUUGGCGUGAUGACUUCUCUCUUGGAAGAGAUUGUUGCCGUAUACCCGUUGUUGUCACCGCCCCAAUUAACUACACCUAUAUCAAACCGAGUAUGCAAUGCGUUGGCCCUUCUACAAUGUGUGGCAUCUCAUCCAGACACUAGAAAUGCAUUUCUGAACGCUCACAUUCCAUUAUUUUUGUACCCUUUCCUUAAUACCAGUUCCAAACAGCGACCAUUUGAGUACCUAAAACUGACCUCACUAGGAGUUAUUGGUGCUCUUGUUAAGAACGAUUCACCAGAGGUAGUGUCCUUCUUACUUACCACAGAAAUUAUUCCUCUAUGCCUCAAAAUCAUGGAAUCUUCAUCAGAACUGUCUAAGACAGUUGCCAUUUUCAUAGUACAGAAGAUUCUAUUCGAUGAUUCCGGAUUAGCAUACGUCUGUCAGACUUUUGAACGCUUUUCUGCUGUUUCCAACGUUUUGAAAUCAAUGGUUGAACAGCUAGUGCUUCAACCAGCCCCACGCUUGCUCAAACAUGUGGUACGAUGUUACUUGCGUCUAUCUGAUAAUGUUGACGCCAAGAAGGCUUUGAAGGAAUGUCUACCUGAGCCACUCAAAGAUGGGACGUUCAGCUCAGUAUUGGUGAAUGAUGCGGCUACAAAAAGAUGUCUGUCACAGUUACUGGUAAAUGUCUCCCAGGAGUAA